AUGGCGCCGAGCUGUGAAUUUGGUUAUACUGGAAUGGCUUCAUUGCCGACGCUGGGUGUCUCUCCGAAGAGCGGAAUCAUGACAUUUUCCAAGCAGCCCGAGUCCCUGAGGCACACAAUCAAGGCUGUCGCCCGAGUGAAUGAGGAUAGGCGAAGGAUCGGCUUCAUGGACCUGGCCGUCGAGAUCCGGCUACGAAUUUAUGACUACGUCUACGGCUCACACAGCGUUCGGCAUUCCAAGCUGCCACUAUGGUAUCUGACUCAAGGCAGCGGCCGUCACGUCCUCAAGCCUGUUACGCCAAAAGCCAUUACUAGCAAGCCCAGUUCACCACCCUACGAACAACAAACUUCAGACGAUAGCAACACCACUAGUCGUCCUCCCACUCGCAAACUCCUAUCCGCGCACCGUCCGAUGAACUACAUCCCAACCGCCCUUCUACUAGCCUGUCGCCAGAUCUACUACGAAGCCCGCACCACCCCCUUCCACGAGAACGAAUUCGUUUUCUCAUCGUGGCACGACGUCGACAGCAGCGUCCAAGCAGCGCGGGACUUUCUUGACGAUCGGCUAUGUGCAGACUGGCAACGCCAGAGCAUGCGAUAUGUGAGGAUCGAGCUGGACCUCUCCUCCUCCUCCUCCUCGGACGACAUAAAAAGCAAAAAGAAGGCAAAAGAAGUCUGGGAAGAGCUACUAUGUUCCACCGCCUACUGGGGAGCGGGACUCCGCGGAAUGAGGUUAUGCAUCGACUGCAAAGACAAAGAUCUGAUCAAGGGUUGUUCUUUUGCGGCGGCGCUUGCGCUUGACGCUGACGACGGGGUUGAUGAACCAGAAGAAGAGCUGUCAUCAUCAUCUUCCUUCGCUUGGAUCUUCCGUGGUCUGGUGAAGCUGAGAAGCCUGAGGAGCUUGGAUGUGGAAAUCAAAAGGGGACGGUGGUAUAUGACGAACGACGAGAAGGUUGGGUGGUGUCGGUUGUUGGAGGAGCUACUUAACAACGACAAUAACAAAAACAGCAAUAACAGCUGUGGUGAAAGAGACGAAGAACGAGGGAAUCAAAAGGUUUCGGUCAUGUGCGCGCAGACAUCGUAUGAUCCGUUCAAUUUGGAGCAGGUGUUUGGUAAGAUCUCUUAUCCUAUGAUGGUUUGGCCGUUGUAUGCUGGCUUUUGA
Molecule: messenger RNA, 1161 nt
Organism: Sordaria macrospora k-hell
Lineage: Eukaryota; Fungi; Ascomycota; Sordariomycetes; Sordariales; Sordariaceae
Source: RefSeq, a predicted model, not a curated record